Molecule: messenger RNA, 1820 nt
Organism: Pogoniulus pusillus (Red-fronted tinkerbird)
Lineage: Eukaryota; Metazoa; Chordata; Aves; Piciformes; Lybiidae
Gene: DPH3
Product: diphthamide biosynthesis 3
Exons: 3
Coding region: 101-349 (82 amino acids)
Source: RefSeq, a predicted model, not a curated record
GCCCCUACCCGGUGCCGCAUCCCGUGACGAGGCACGGGGCGCGGGCGGGCGCGGCGCACGAGCCGCGCGUCACUUCCGGCGCGGCGGCCCCAGCGGCGCCAUGGCCGUGUUCCACGACGAGGUGGAGAUCGAGGACUUCGAGUACGAUGAGGAGAGCGAGACGUACAGCUACCCGUGCCCCUGCGGGGACCGCUUCCUCAUCACAAGGGAGGACCUAGAGAACGGCGAGGACGUGGCCACCUGCCCCAGCUGCUCCCUGAUUCUGCGAGUCAUUUACGACCAGGAGCAAUUCAUGCGUGAGGAAGUCGUUGCAGAGCCUUUGGCAAACAAGGAAUUGAUUAAGUGCUGACUAAUACAUCAUGAACUGUUGCUGCUUUAGAAUAAGAAUGUGUGGGGAUGGCAGCUCUGGAGAAGAGACCUGGUCCUCCUCGUGGAAGUGCUCGCUGCUGUGAGAUACAAGUGCAAUAAGUGCCUGGCUGCAUAAUUUCAAUGAGAAUUUGUUGGGAUAUCAGUACAUAAAUGGGUUUUGCUCAAAGGGAUUGCAUGUUUUAAAACAAGUAUGAGUUGCCAUAUGGGUUGUAGAAGACAUAAUGCUAACUGAGAGCAAGUCAAUGUACAGAAGAAGUGCAUGGAGAUGUGAAGUUGCAGCAUUUAUCCAGAAGUGGACUUUUGGCCAAUGGAAAAAAAGCAGUGUUUUGUAUGGGUAUAUACCAGUGUGAAAUGGCAUAGAGAGCUGAAAUGUUGGGAGAUGGAAUUUACACAUUCAUAGGAGAUGAUGCCAUACAGAUUUGACACAGCAUGGCAUCACCCAUGUGAUGUGGCUCAUGUACUUCCUGCCCACAGGUAACCUGGGGAAUGUUGCUGGUAAAUUGUUUUCAGUAGUUGCAAGCACAAAAAAAAAAUGCCGUUAUAUUUACAGCUGCAGUGAAGGCAACACCUGAGUUGUGUUUCUUCAGCUGCUUUGAAACAACUUUGGUAGCUGUUACCAGAUGACUCUCUGACAUAAUAGGUGUAACACUUUUCUGGAGGUUGUGUGAAACAAGAGAAGUCAACCCCCUGCAGUUUGGAAUGAGGGAUUUGGAAUGAGCUUCUAAUUUCCACAUAUUUUCCCAAGAACUUGGCAGUUUGACUGCUGCAGUGAGUACAAAAUGGGCUGCAGUUCUUUGUGCCAUUUGCAGUAGUGCAUUUGCUGAAUUUCUCAGUCCUCCCACGUUAGAUUCUGUUUGCUUCCUGGAUAAGAGAUGCACACAUUUACCUUAAAGGGAUUUUUUAGGGUAGAAAAGAGUUGAAACAAUAAACUCCAAAGUACACUUGAUUCCAAGACUACUUCCUUGUAUUUACAAGCCACUGCAUUUAAAUAUUUAUUUAAAAUAAUAAUUAUUAGUGGUUUUUAGUAGAAUUUGACAUCUGUGAAUUAAAUUUGGGGGGAAAUACAUUUAUAUAGCUUUUCUGUAAUUAUUUUGUUCCAGACAUUAAAGAUAAACAAGUCUUACUUCCAUUUAACUGUUUUAGUUCUUGCAACAUUCUGUGAAUGUUAACGAUGAACAUUCUGAUUAUUUUUUUUUCCACACACACAAAAAUCAACCCUUAAAAACCAAACAAAUCCCGAAAAACAACUGCAAACUACACCCUUCAGUUUUGAAUGCAGUAUGCAGCACCCGAAGUGUUUUCAUGCCUAAACCAGAAGGUGGCACUCGGGUUACACAGUAGCUCUGGUUAAAAGAAACAACCAACAAAACAAACCAGUUGUGGUACUUUGCUUAGCUCUAUCUUGUCAAAUAUCUAUUUUGAUUCUUUAAAUAAAGAUAUUUAAACCCCCA